This is a messenger RNA of Macroventuria anomochaeta, 744 nucleotides long. Its product is annotated as required for respiratory growth protein 9, mitochondrial. Bases 1 to 744 code for a protein of 247 amino acids. The record is from RefSeq and is a predicted model, not a curated record. The transcript has a single exon. Gene Ontology annotation, cellular component: nucleus. Lineage: Eukaryota; Fungi; Ascomycota; Dothideomycetes; Pleosporales; Didymellaceae.
AUGAACUGUCACUCGUACCCGCGAAGGGCGCUCAGUCUCUUUACUCGAUCUUUAACAGACAUCAAGCCAUCAUUCCGUGCGCGACAACUGCAUAGCAAACCCAAUCGGCCAUCAGAUCCCUUCCCUGACGCUCGACCAUCGCAAAGACCGCGCAACGCUCCUACAAGGUCGCCAAAAGCUGUCGCAACCACGACCUUCGACGAGAGCACAGCAGAAUGGACAGUAGGGCGCUCGACUCGUCCCGCAUGGCAGGCUGAGAAGGAGGCCAUGAAGAAGAAGCUCAACGGAGAAGCCUGGAAUCCGCGCAAGAAGCUAUCGCCUGAUACAAUGGAAGGCAUACGGCAUCUGCACCAGACGCAACCCGACAAGUUCACAACACCAGUACUCGCCGAACAUUUCAAAGUCUCGUCUGAAGCCAUACGGCGGAUACUGAAGAGCAAGUGGCAGCCGAGCGACGAGGAGCACGAAGAGCGUAUGCAGAGGUGGGACAAGCGAGGCGAGAGGAUUUGGUCGAACCUGGUAGAAAUGGGUAUCAAGCCACCGAAGAAGUGGAGAGAUAUGGGCGUUGGCCGUGCAGAUAAUGGCGACAGGCGGCCUGUUUGGAAGACACGGAGGAGGAACCAGAUCGAAAUCAGGGACAGCGCUCCUGAGGCAUUCCUGCCUGAGGAAGACAUUAUACCAACUGUCGAUGCGUCCGGCAACCGAAAGACAAAGACCACUAUACCGCUGUCAGACAGGCUAUAG